This is a messenger RNA of Drosophila takahashii, 720 nucleotides long. RefSeq names its product NADH dehydrogenase (ubiquinone) B14.5 A subunit-like (gene ND-B14.5AL). Gene Ontology annotation, cellular component: mitochondrial inner membrane. Gene Ontology annotation, biological process: ATP synthesis coupled electron transport; mitochondrial electron transport, NADH to ubiquinone. NCBI's taxonomy places the organism in Eukaryota, Metazoa, Arthropoda, Insecta, Diptera, Drosophilidae. The record is from RefSeq and is a predicted model, not a curated record.
ACCCCUAACUACUCGACCAGCUCACACACACGAAUCAGAGAUGCCCAAACAUCGCGACGUAGCUGGCUUCCUGAGCCGGGUGCGCAACUUCUUUCUGGGCCGCACCCACAAGACGGCUCUCCGCUUUGCGGACACGAUCUCCCCCAGGACUCAGCCGCCUCCGGAUAUUCCUAAAGGUCCCUCGGAGGGCCUGUCCGCCAACUACUACUACACCAGGGAUCCUCGGCGACUGGUCAAGCCCUUCGUCGAUGUGGUGCAGGAGCACAAGCAGAUGUUGGCCGCCAAGGCGAAGAAGGCUGAAGAAGCGGCAAAGAAGUCCUCAGAUGCCUCCAAGGAUGGCAGCCCAUCACCACCUCUCAAGGCCAAGGAUACCAAAUCCCAGGACUGCGAUCAGAGCGAUGAUUCCGGAGCCAAGAAACUUCCCACUCCCGGCAAGGUGCAUUCCUGGGAGGGACCCUAUUAAACGAGUUAAUAGUUCCUUCAUUGACAAUGCGUGGAAAAGAAUUUAAGUGCUUUGCAGCUUUUUACGAUGUUAAGCAGGACAAUUAAGAGGAUUCGCAUUGGAGCAAUGCAGCAGGUCGUAAAAAUGUAAAUCUAAUUAGACGUCAGGGGUGAAAAUCAUUUAUGGCACCUGCAUGAAAAUUUAAUUAAGCACACACAAUUAUCGAAGGAGCAAAGGGUUCGUUACGGGCCACAACAAUAAAUUUGCAGGCUUAAUAA